ACAUCACACGAAGAAGGAGAACAUUUUCAAAAUGGGACAAGAUUAUUAUGAAAUACUCGGCCUUACGAGGAGCGCUACUGAUGCUGAUAUCAAAAAAGCGUUUCGAAAAUUGUCGUUAAAGUAUCACCCGGACAAAAAUCAGGAGGUUGGAGCUGAUGUGAGGUUUAAACAAGUUGCAGAGGCGUACGACGUACUAAGCGAUCCUAAAAUACGAGCUAUCUACAAUCAGUUUGGUGAAGAAGGCCUCAAAGGAGGAGUUCCAGAAAAAGAUGGAUGGACCCCUGGCUACACUUUCCAUGGCGAUCCUCACAGAGUUUUYAAAGAAUUCUUUGGUGGUGAUAAUCCAUUUGCAGAGAUCUUUGAUUCAUAUGAUCCUGACAUCGGAUUUGGUGGAAUCCACGGCAGAGGAAGAAGAAAGCAGGAUCCACCAAUAGAAAGAGAGCUGUAUCUGACACUUGAAGAGGUGUUCAAGGGAUGUGUCAAGAAAAUGAAAAUAUCAAGAAGAGUAAGGAAAAUAGAGUAG
Actinia tenebrosa (Australian red waratah sea anemone) is the source of this 523-nucleotide messenger RNA. Its product is annotated as dnaJ homolog subfamily B member 13. Gene Ontology annotation, cellular component: cytosol. Gene Ontology annotation, molecular function: protein-folding chaperone binding. The record is from RefSeq and is a predicted model, not a curated record. NCBI's taxonomy places the organism in Eukaryota, Metazoa, Cnidaria, Anthozoa, Actiniaria, Actiniidae.